This is a messenger RNA of Etheostoma cragini (Arkansas darter), 2394 nucleotides long. RefSeq names its product luteinizing hormone/choriogonadotropin receptor (gene lhcgr). Gene Ontology annotation, cellular component: membrane. Gene Ontology annotation, biological process: male gonad development; follicle-stimulating hormone signaling pathway. NCBI's taxonomy places the organism in Eukaryota, Metazoa, Chordata, Actinopteri, Perciformes, Percidae. The coding region runs from base 203 to 2266 and encodes 687 amino acids. The transcript is spliced from 11 exons. Gene Ontology annotation, molecular function: follicle-stimulating hormone receptor activity; luteinizing hormone receptor activity. The record is from RefSeq and is a predicted model, not a curated record.
ACAGACGGGCAACAGUCUCGCAAUUACUACAGCACCUAAAAGCAGCAGUAGGUCCUAUAAUCCAAAGCGCAGGUGGAAAAACUACCGUGCAACUACUUUGCCUUUUUGUCUUUGGUCUGGCAUGUUAGAUUCUCCUGAGUAGUUUUUUUUUUUGUUAUAUUUUAAUUUUUUGAAUCCCGUAGUGAGUAGCCCGGUGUCACGCAUGGCUCCCCGGGCGGUCUGGCUCCUGGUCGCGCUUUCCGGUGUCCUGCAUGUGCGCUCCUGCUGGGCUUAUGCCUGUCCGGCCAUCUGCCGCUGCAGCGCCGACACCUUUCAGUGCAGCAGAGACACUCAGCUGGCCUCUCGGGCCAGGGCAGCAUCCGUGCCUCGACUAAGGCUCAAUCAUCUGCCCUUGAAAGAAGUACCCACUCAUGCCUUCAAGGACCUGAUUAACAUUACAGUAAUAGAGAUCUCCCAGAGCAACUGCAUCGUGUGGAUAAAGAGACAUGCCUUCCUCUCCCUCCACCACCUGACUGAAAUUUCAGUGCAAAAUAUCAACAGUCUAAGGGUUAUUGAGAAAGGGGCCUUCACUGACCUGCCCAAGCUUGGAUAUUUGAGCAUCUCUAACACAGGGCUGAUACACUUCCCAGACUUCACAACUAUCUCUUCCCUGGUGCCAUUUAUUAUUCUAGAAAUGGCAGACAACAUGAGGAUUGACAUCAUUCCUGCCAAUUCUUUCCAGGGUAUCACAGAGGAGUAUGUUGACAUGAACCUGGUUAGAAAUGGCUUCAAGAAAAUAAAAUCUCACGCAUUUAAUGGAACCAAGAUCAACACACUGAUUUUGAGAGACAACAGAUAUCUCAGUGACAUUCAAGAAGACGCUUUUGAACAAGCCAUAGGUCCAAUUUCUCUGGAUGUUUCCUCCACAGCUGUGAGUUCCCUCCCCCCAAAAGGAUUGAGGCAGGUGAAAUAUCUGAAAGCCAGCUCUGCAUUUGCUCUGAAGACCCUCCCUCCACUGGAGAGCCUGGCGGAGCUGCUGGAUGCCCAACUCACAUACUCCAGCCACUGCUGUGCCUUCCACACAUGGCGUCUGAAACAAAGUGCCUUAAAGAACUUCUCAAAGUUCUGUGAUUUCAGCGAAACUGAAAUAGAGCCCACUGCAGAUGGCGUGAAUCCUAUCGAUGACAUAAACUUUCAGUACCCAGACCUGGAAUUUCUUUGUCGUAACAGCCCUUUCCUCAAGUGCACGCCAAUACCAGAUGAUUUUAACCCUUGUGAGGACCUGCUGGGGUUUUCCUUCCUGCGCUGUCUCACCUGGAUAAUUACGGUGUUUGCUGUGACUGGUAACCUGGCUGUUCUGGCUAUGUUGCUGAUUAGCCACCACAAGCUAACCAUCUCCAAAUUCCUCAUGUGUAACCUGGCCUUUGCUGACCUCUGCAUGGGGCUCUACCUGAUGCUUAUAGCCUUCAUGGACUACCUCUCCCGCCACCAGUACUACAACCACGCCACAAACUGGCAGACAGGGCUCGGAUGUGGCGUUGCAGGGUUUCUAACUGUGUUUGCCAGCGAGCUAUCAGUAUAUACACUGACUGUGAUUAGCCUUGAACGCUGGCACACCAUCACCAAUGCCAUGCAUGUCAACAAGAGGCUGCGGAUGCGCCACGUAGCAGCUAUAAUGGGGGCAGGCUGGGUCUUCUCUCUGCUGGUUGCCCUGCUCCCUCUUGUGGGGGUCAGCAGUUAUAGCAAAGUGAGCAUCUGCCUGCCGAUGGACAUCGACAGUCUGGCCUCGCAGGUUUAUGUCAUGGCUGUGCUUAUUCUCAACGUUGUCUCUUUCCUGGUGGUCUGCUACUGUUACAUAUGCAUAUAUCUGAGCGUUCGCAACCCAGAGCAUUCUACCCGUCAUGGAGACACCAAGAUUGCCAAGCGCAUGGCUGUGCUCAUUUUCACCGACUUCGUGUGCAUGGCCCCAAUCUCCUUCUUCGCCAUCUCCGCAGCCCUGUGUAUGCCCCUCAUAACCGUGUCUCACUCAAAGAUCCUGCUUAUCCUUUUUUAUCCCAUCAACUCCCUCUGCAAUCCUUUCUUGUACACACUCUUCACACGGGCUUUCAGGAAGGAUGCGUGGCUGCUGCUGAGUCGCUGCGGCUGCUGCCAUGCCAGUGCUGACUUGUACAGGUCACAGACUCUGGCUUCACACCUCAACGUGCCCAACAGAAACCCUCACUCACUUAGCUUCUAUGCCUAUCAUAUUAAGAUGAAGGAUUGCUUUCUAAACAAAGGAGCCACAUGAUCAUUUAUCGUGAGAAUUCUAUCAUGAACAUAAAGACAGCAUGUGCUGCUCAAAAUGUAGCGUUUCUUUAAACUUAAGUUCAGGGUGAAAAGAUUGUCAGUCUUGUACAUAGCCGGCGCUGAUCAUCA